ACACCAACCACUUCGCAGUUAAAACUAAUUCUGGUGCGCCCUUCGUGGUUCCUAGUUCAGAAGUCUCCGAGAGUCGGCUCAGAAGUGAUAGUCCUUCGGAACGAAACAGCAGCUUCUUGUGGCUUUAUCGCCCUUUCCGCGCCUACCUGCCAUGCUAACCGAAAGAAGCAUGAGGGGCGGAAUACUUCUCCGUUGCCCAAGUGUAGAUAGAGGCCGUUGAGACGCACAGUUCUGUUUCGAACCACGGACCUCCCGCACGCACAUUCUUCGACAACUUGCUCUCCCAUUUGGGUUCGUGCCUUUCACAAUGACUGAUGGGACCUAUCCGUUCGAAAUAAACCUACGCUACAACACUCCGAGCUUUGUCGAUUUAUUCAGAAGUGCUUACCAGAGCAAUGAUAUCUCGGAUUUUCUACAGGAUGGCUGUAAGCUAUUGAAGCUCCCAUUCUCCUGUGCCGCUUUUGAAAACUUUCUGCAACCGAACUCUUCGGGGUCCAGUGAUGGUUGCUUCGCUUCAGAGUAUGAACUGAUCAAUAGGGCCGAAUCUGAAGCCCGCCGGCUGCCAUUCGAACGAAAAUGUAAUGAUAUGUUUACAUUUAGUCAAAGUGUCGACGUGGUUAAUUUAAGCUGUUCCAGGUCAACUGAAGCCGAAUCACAAUCCCUUUUCUUGGUUCAACUGAGAUCCUUUCUACUAUCGAACGUUAUUCCUUGGUUGGAGCAGUUGACCGGAGCACCGUUGGAAAAAGAGGUAGUGGACUUCACUUCGUCCAUAUACAGCACUAAUGACGUUCUGCUUUGUCAUGACGAUCAACUGGAAAAGCGAAGGAUUGCAUUUGUCUGGUAUCUGGUCCCUGAUGAUUGGGACGAACAAACAGAAGGAGGAUGUCUGGACUUGUUCAGCUGCCAACCGGACCAGCAACUUCACGUACCAGUGGUGGCAGAGAAGCCCACGGUACCGAUCAAUCCAUGGAAGAUAACCGCCUCCUUGCCACCACGUCGUAACAUGCUGGUGUUUUUCGAACCUUCAGCCUACUCGUUCCAUCAGGUCGCAGAAAAUCUCGGUGUCCGGGAUCGUCUCUCGCUUCAUGGAUGGUUCCACGGCCCACCACAUCCGCGACCUACAGAUAGGGACCACCCAACACCGAUCCCUCUUGUCUCCCCAGUACACGUAGAAAUUCUGAGACCUUACACUCCAAGUGAUCCUAAGUCCCUGCAGCCUACCUCCUUUUGCAAUGCUAAACACACUCUCUCCCUCACCUCGAUUUCCGUCCAGGAGGAACUUGUUUACCGAUGGAUUAGUCCCAUCUACCUGGAUAUGAAGCAGCAGUCGAAAAUCCGACGUCGAUUCAUCAAGUCAUCUGAAAUUCAGCUGAUGAAUUUCCUCAGAGCUGACGAGUGGUCCCGUUUAUGUCACGCUCUGGCCUUGAUUAAACCGUCUGCCUGGAUCAGAUGUGGUCCCUUCAAUCGAAAAAACUACGAUGUACUCCGGGGUGUUGGAAAGUUCGACUCGUCAGAAGACGCCGCACCAGAUGUUGUACGCGAACUCUACAGACUAUUCCGAUCCGAGGCUAUGUUGGUCGUUCUUAGCGACCUGUGUGGCAUUCGGUUACAUCCCGACUCGUUGCUGCAGCAAAGUCAGAAAGAGUUCAACGAACCAUCAGCCAAACGUUCUCAUCUGGAAAACGGUGAAAGUUGUUCUUCUUCGACACCCGAGUCGGAGCUAGCUAGACCCAGUGACCCUCAAUUUCGACGUUGGACCAUCGGCAGUUACACAUUGUUGGCGGAUUCGGACGUCCUGGACACCAGUUGGCGUUUAGAAUCUACAUUACAUCUUGGGGGAUAUGGACCAGUAGAAAGUGAUGAUGACACUGAACAGCUCGAUGGAAAGGGGGAUUCCGUAAACCGUUGGCCGACUUCUUGGGGUGGUCAUACGGUGUAUAUUGCUGAUGGUGAGAAAGAGGAGUUGCUAAGCGUGAGUCCGAUAAACAACGCUUUGACACUGGUGUAUGCCGGUCCGGGCACGGCUAGCUUCGUCAAAUACAUCAAUCAUUCUGCGCGCCCAUCCCCUCUUUUCCCACAGUUAUCAAACAAUAAACAGUCGACUGAUGAUUCCCCACCUUCUUGUUAUGACCUUUCCGUGACUUAUUAUGAGCCCGUCUCAACGAGUGAAUCAAGCUCAGUUAGUGAGAGUUCAUCUGAAGAUGCGGAAGAUGACGAAGGCGACGAGGAAGAAGAAGGCAGGGGGGAAGAACCUGAUGAACGAACGCCACUUGAAAAACGUGCGGUUGAAUCUGGAUGCAGUCAACUACUUGAAGACCCUAACUAACCCCCCUUGUUGUUAUGUCCCGCUUUUAUAAAUACCCUUAUUGUUCCGCAGUUUCUAUCCACUCUCCUUCCCCAUAUACCUAGAUGGUGUUAUCACGGCUGUCAGUUUCUGCAGGUUGAUCUGACCGAUUGACAGAAAGGUAUAUACGAUUACUCUAGCCCUCUU
Molecule: messenger RNA, 2491 nt
Organism: Opisthorchis viverrini
Lineage: Eukaryota; Metazoa; Platyhelminthes; Trematoda; Opisthorchiida; Opisthorchiidae
Exons: 12
Coding region: 308-2326 (672 amino acids)
Biological process (GO): regulation of translational termination; peptidyl-proline hydroxylation
Cellular component (GO): cytoplasm
Molecular function (GO): iron ion binding; peptidyl-proline dioxygenase activity; L-ascorbic acid binding
Source: RefSeq, a predicted model, not a curated record